Molecule: messenger RNA, 2101 nt
Organism: Pseudo-nitzschia multistriata
Lineage: Eukaryota; Bacillariophyta; Bacillariophyceae; Bacillariales; Bacillariaceae
Source: the annotation of a GenBank genome assembly
CAUCUUUUCUGAAGAGACAGGACCCAGACGCGGCACGAGAAAGAAGUCCGAACGAAGCAUUCAGGAACCUGAUUGCCGCAAGUCCACGCACAGUCACAUUGUUUUAUUAGCAUGCCUAGUUCGACAUUAUACCUACCGUUCAAGGUGCCCGUUCGCUACGAUUUGGUGCAACCGCUCGCAAAUUGGUUGGACAACGACGAYUCCCACGUGGCCUUCCACAAGGAGAACAUCGGCAAUAGUURCGCGGGAGUCGAUGCGGCCCCCGCCAUGAUCGUUCCGAAACCAGCCUACAAUUCGGUCCAGUGUCGGUCGGAAUUGCUCCGCAUAGCAGCCCUGCGGAAUUGCAUGUCGGAAGCCCUGCAGGAUUCCCACAGGACCGCCCUGGAGGAGCACGAAAUGCUCCGAGACUGCCAGGAUUAUCACGCCACCCUCUUGGAAUUCGAAAAGCGCGGCUUUCCCACGGGUGGAGGUGGCGACGCCGACGAAGAAAACGGGAUCGAUCUKACCUGGAGGGGCGCCUUUUCGGACGACGACGAUCAUGGUGCUCAAAAAGCGGGUUGCGGUGGAAACGGGGUUCCAGAAACACACCACACACUGCUGUGGGAUCGGGCGUGCACGCUGUGGAAUAUUGCUGCCCUGCGGUCUGCAUCYGCCGCCCUGGAGACGGACGACAAAACAAAAGAAGGCCUCAAGUCCGCGAUAUCGAGUCUGCAACAAGCAGCGAGCCACCUGUCUCUGUGUCGACAAAUCCUAGAUCAUUCCCGAGAGAAUGAAUACAUUUCCACGGUCGACCUCUCCAAGGCUAUGCUGCAGUUCUGGGAAAAAUUGUUGCUGGCACAGGCACAGACCUGCAUCUACAAACUKGCCAACCUCGGUGGUAGCUCUGUGCGUAACCACACCACCCUUGCGUACCUGAUCCAGGGGGCGGCCCCGCUCUACAACGAAGCACUGAUACUGGCACAGGAUCCCCGGUUGCAAUCGGAACUUCCGACGCGCUGCCGGGAAUGGGCGGCCCACUGUAAGGCCCGCUCGUUGGUCUGCCAGGCCCGGGCCUACUUUCACAUGUCCAUCGAAGGGCGCUUGACCAAAGCACACGGGCUGGAGAUCGGCCGUUUGAACCAAACUAUUUCGGCCCUCGAUUCGGUCCUGGAUUUUUGCAGGUCAACCCAGGUCCUGAAGGAAGCCAUUACUCUUGCGGGGGGAGGCAAAAGCGGCAAGGGUAGUGCGGCGAUAAGUCCCAUUGCGGAGGCUGCGGCCACUAUCCAACCAGAGGCGGAGGGAUUGUUGCGAUUGGCAUCGGAUCGACGAAAAGCAGCUGAGGAGGACAAUCGAACCGUCUACAUGGAGCAUAUUCCAAAGCCCAGAGACUUGCAGGAGAUACGGGCCCAAACCAUGGUCAAGACCGAUUUGCCCUUGCCCGAGACGAUGGUCAAACCCCGGACGAAUCUGUUUGGUUGGGAAUGAACUAUCGAAAGAGUCAAGACAAUCGAAAAAAGGAGGCAAUGGCCCCAAAAACGUGCAAUCUCAUACCCAGAUAUCAGCUAGCUAAAAUCUUUGUCUGGAAUUCGAAGACAUUGGGAUAUGCAAGGCCGRCAAUKACUUUAAAGUUUAAUGAUACCCCGCACAUGACGGAUGCUUACCGAACAUCACAUGUGUACAUUUUUUUGCUGUCUGCUAGCACGUUUGUAAUCGGUGUGCUUGUUGAACAUUUUGAAACGACGUGUUUUUCGAUGUAUGGAUGUCAACAGAGAGUGCAUUUUCGUGUUUUUAAAUUUGCUUGAAAGUUUGGAAAGAUUGAUAGAGAGUUACCGUGCCUUGAUUUUUUAUUUACAAAAAAGUAUGGUAGCUAUGACGGCUUCUAGAAAAUGACGAUGCAGUGAAGAAUGUAUGCUACCACAACAUGAAGGGAGUUCUUGGUAGACCUGCUAGAUGAAGCACUCAGGUUUCAGACUGGCAAAUGACCUUCUGUCUGCUACAGUGGCUGAAGAAAGCAAGGAGAGAGUCAUCAGUGAUAGGCUUCAGACAUUUGUCAAGUUGGGUCAACAAGAUGAAGUUUAUGUUUGAACAGGUGCUUAUAGAGAAAUCAAUCAAUUACCACCCA